AUGGCUGUGGCUUUCAUUUCGCUGUGCUUAAUAGCGAGGCAGCGUAAGAGAAAGCUCCAGUCCGCUCAACGCAAUGCUUUGAAAUACCAAGCCAUAGUACAGACUGCGCAGGCCGAAGCACUUGAAUCGCAGCACAGGGCUGAGAAAUAUCAGACGGAGAAUGUUAGUCUGUCUGAGGCCCUGGAGCAGUUGCGAAGGCGUUAUGUCGAACUCGCUGAUAGUCACCACAGCUCUACUCGACCCAGUGCAUCAACAUCAACUAAGGAGUCACCGAAGCAUCUUCAGAUAGUGCCUCCAAUAAAUUGGCAGAAGCCUGACAACUCACCGCUCAGACAUGUAGAGCCAGUUUCGCCGGUAAGCUCCACGGCCUCAAGCGAAUACGAAGGCUAUUCCGAGAGCGCACCCCCAAGCGAUGGUUACUAUGGCUCUAAUGAACAGUCCUUCACUGCUCGAACAGAGACAGUGGUAGCAGGAAUCCGUGCUGGACAAGAUGGCUCUAAUCGCGUGUCCGACAAGCCACCUCAGAUUCCUCCCUAUUCUUUUCAAGGAAGUGGUCGGUGA
This is a messenger RNA of Fusarium musae, 561 nucleotides long. RefSeq lists its product as uncharacterized. Lineage: Eukaryota; Fungi; Ascomycota; Sordariomycetes; Hypocreales; Nectriaceae. Bases 1 to 561 code for a protein of 186 amino acids. The record is from RefSeq and is a predicted model, not a curated record. The transcript has a single exon.